AUGCCUCCCGAGCCCGACUUCAACCCCUCCGGCUUCUUUCAGUCCAUGUUCAGCUCGCUCCUGGGCGCUGCCUCGGAAGGUCAGGUUUCCUCAUCCCAACCUACUAGCGGAUCUGGUAGAAGACAAGACGGGACGCGCGAGUUGUCAUUCAACUUUCCAGGCGGAGGAAGGGGGAGUGUGACUUUUGGGCCUUUAGGCGGUGGUAGCCGAGCAGGUGACCCCGGCGGCGGCUUGGAUGCAUUCUUUCCCGGUUUCCCCGCACCACCGCCCGGACAGAUGCAAGCUCUUGGGCCUGGUCAAGACAUGAUCGGUGCACUCUUCCAGAUGCUAGCGCAAGAAGGGAGCCUCCCCAGCGGUAUGCGCGGGCCAGCAAACUUAGGAGACUACGUCAUGUCAGAAAAUGGCUUUGAUCAAGUUCUCGAGCAGCUCAUGCACGCUGCGGGACCGCAAGGACCCCUACCUGCCACCGAUGCUGUGAUCGAGGGCUUACCCCGUAUCGUCCUGGACGAAAAGACCCUAGAAUCCAACAUCCACAAAGACUGCCCGAUCUGUCAAGACGACUAUUCUCCCGGCGACGAGGUCAUGAGAAUACCUUGCGAACACAUCUUCCAUCCAGACUGCCUACAACCCUGGCUAAAGACAAACGGGUCAUGCCCAGUCUGCCGCUUUCCCCUCGUCCCAGCGGAUCAACAGCCCGCGCCUGUCCCUGGACAAGCAGUACAACCAGCAGUCACCAAUAUCCUGAAUCGAUUGUGGGGUCAGGGCGGGUCCGCUGCCGCGGCUGAACCGGCGACCGAGCCCACUGGCACGUCCACCGGCCGUUCCGAUCCCUCAGCGGAUCCGCCGGUACCCGCGCUCUCCUCCGCCAUCCCGGAUGAGUAUCGAGAACGGCAUCGACGGCAAGAGCGGGAGAGGGAUCAGGCGCGCGAGAGGGAAAGGGACGAGCAAUAUCCGACGUACUUCAGCUAG
This is a messenger RNA of Dioszegia hungarica, 969 nucleotides long. RefSeq lists its product as uncharacterized. NCBI's taxonomy places the organism in Eukaryota, Fungi, Basidiomycota, Tremellomycetes, Tremellales, Bulleribasidiaceae. Gene Ontology annotation, cellular component: nucleoplasm; cytoplasm. The transcript is spliced from 6 exons. The coding region runs from base 1 to 969 and encodes 322 amino acids. The record is from RefSeq and is a predicted model, not a curated record.